AUGGUGGUCCAAAAUUGUUGGGAGGGCGGGGGGAGAGGGAGAGAAGUGGUUCUGGAGCAAUGUCCAAAGGAUCCUGGGGAACGGGAGCGAGGUAGUGUUGAGGGGGCCGGGAAAAGGACGGAGGUUGGGUGGGUGUGGGACCUUAAGUGGCGAAGGGAUUUGAGGGAGAGGGAGAAGGAGAUGGAGGCGAACUUGAUGGCUGUCAUUGGUGUUUGUUCUCCUUGCCCAAACAAACAGGACGGCUGGAAUUGGAAGAGUACAGCGGGCGGAAUCUUUUCGACUAAAGCGGCAUACUCGGAGUGUGCUAAGGCUGAAGGAGAUCACACGGGGGAAUUCCAAGAAGUUAAGGCUCAAUUGUGGGCGGCCCCGGCCCCGCACAAAGCUAGGGUGACAGCUUGGAGAAGCAUUUGCAACAGGCUGCCAACCUGUGAUAAUUUGAUCAAAAGGAAUGUCAUGAUUCCAGUGGAAGAGCAGUGGUGCAACGCGUGUGUUUUGAGAGAGGAAACGGUGGACCACUCUCUUCUUCAUUGCCCCAAAGUCGACUGUGUUUGGGAUCAAAUUCACCAAUGGAUUGGAAUCGAAACGGUGAAGCCACAGAGAGUCGAAGAGCAUUUCAAAUCAUUCAUUGGAGGGGGAAGAGGUAAGAGAAAUAGGAAUUUCCUUAAAGCUCUGUGGAUUGGAACUGUUUGGGCGGUCUGGAAAUAUCGGAAUGAGAGCAGGUUCGAGAACAAGACUUGGGAGGCGUCAAAUCUCGUCAAAGAUAUCAAAGGGAGGCUUUGGAGUUGGAACAAAAUUUUCCAUAUUGUAGAGUCCAACGUUUCUUUUUCCUUGUGGUGCUCUAAAGAGUACUCACCCCUUGUGUGA
Molecule: messenger RNA, 864 nt
Organism: Salvia miltiorrhiza (redroot sage)
Lineage: Eukaryota; Viridiplantae; Streptophyta; Magnoliopsida; Lamiales; Lamiaceae
Exons: 2
Coding region: 1-864 (287 amino acids)
Source: RefSeq, a predicted model, not a curated record